CAGCAAUUCGCAGGUAAUUGCAUCGUAACAUUCCGAUGCAUUUUACGCUUCUUUUGUAACUCGGUGAACGCACUUAUGUCUCAAUACCAGUACGUUUUACCCGGAACAACGACAACUCGUCGACAUGGAUGCAGAGCAGAUCGUAAAGAAUGUAUUUGUUAAAGAAUCGGGAUCACUUACAAGAAAAUAUCUAGCAGAUCGUUGAACAAACUUCGUUUUAUGUCGUAGCAAGUUAAUCGAAAUUCGGUGAAAAUCUUUAACUACGAGCCAUUCCAUAAGAUUCGUUCGCAACUCUACUCGUUCGUUCACGAACGAUCCAACUUUUGCAGAAUUUAGUCUAUGAUGAUAGUAGAUGAAAAGCAGGAGGUCUCGAUUUCGCAAGGCUUUAACCAGGAAACGAAACGAAAUGACUUUUCUAAUAAAUGAAAGCGUGCAACACUUCGAGCCGUUGCAAAAAGUACGGGGUAACAGGGGGACGUCGCAAGAAACAACGCCAUCGGCUGCAUUUCCAUUGAUCUCCGACAAGAACGCGACCAGGCUGCCACUUUCCUUCUCAAAUCAAUCGUCGAUGGUCAGCGAUAUCCGUAACAAAGAUCCCGCGACCCUCCCAGUGGCCAACCGAGCCUUAGGUUGCAUCCAUUUGUAUAUCGACGUCCAACCGAGUCGUCAAGUACGACGGUCUUCACCUCGGCUCCAGAUAAGUGUCGUUUUAGUGUAUUAAUGUUGCCACAUACUCGAUAAUUUGUAGCUUGAACGCGACAAAAAUGGGGUUUAAAUAGGUGUGACGUAUGUAUAAAAAGUUGACGGAAAGUGAAUUCGAUAGUGUAAAAUUAACAAUUCGAAAGAUCGUCUUUUCUUUGCUUGUGUCUUGCUUUGACACUACGACGAUCAUUUACUUUCGAAGCACUUGAUUCGCCGCGUUUCCUCGAAGUGAUAAUGUAAGUUUAUGCAAUCUAAUAUUAACACGUUUCGCGUAAAGAUAACUCAAAUAAGAAGCCAGGUGCCUGUUGUCAAUUAAGUAACAAAUAAACUACUAACUAUAUCGGAAGAAUAAAUUAUCGACAAACGAAUAACGACAAAUUAUACGUGAUAGAUUAACGAAGGUUUUUUUAAAGACUUUUACCAUAAAGAGGAUAUUAGCGACAGAUAGUACUUGAUGGGCUAAAAACACGACUGGCAAUCACCCCGUGUCGUUGCUUCGUUGCCAUAUGUAAACGACGAAGGCGAUACAACCAGCUAACGAACCCUUUGUGGUUUAAGCGACAUUCGAAACCUUUUUCUUCUGCUACUGGGCACAAACGGCUUUGGAUUGAAAAAGAAUAGAAGGAAAUACAAUCGUCGUUCUCGUGUUCCGUCUACCACAUCGACUUAUACACUUUUCGACCGUAAGCGUAAUUUAACUAAUUAUAAAAUUGUAAAACCUACGUAUAUCGAAAAUCGGAAACGCUAGAAAUUCCAAAGUAGAACAAUAUCCGUUAGCAAAAUUUUUAUCUACCGUACAUUUAUCGAUCGACCUCUCCUAUCCACUCGUUGCCGCUAGAAUUCCUUUGCCCAGAAAAUUCUCUGCACAAACAGGUCGUCAGAAUCGAUACGUAGCAUCCAAUUCGUUCUCCUCGACAGUCGAGCCAACCAUCGAAAAGGUCAAGAAAGUUUAUCGUCUCGAGAAACGAUGUCGUGGGUGCCUCCGGAUCUAGCGAGCCUGUGUUCGCCCCAUUCCACCGUGUCAACGUGUCAACCGCCUACGUUCAUGUUUCUGACGCUCGUCGCUCAUCUGUUCGGUUAUUCGAAAGACUCUUAUCAUUAUUCGUUCGAUGAUUUCGAUUCUCAGAGUUUACCAUGGAAAUUCGAUCACGUCGGAGAAGCGACAAAAUCGAAAGCGAGCGUAGAAUAUUUUGCAGACUCGCGGCAAGAUGGUAUUUAUGGCCGGAAGAUUUCGUUCCUGGACGAUCCUGCGUCAAUGAAAUCACCGAGCGGAGUUUACGAUUCGGCACUUUGGUACGAUCGUGGAACUUUAACGAGAGCCAAGGAUGAAAGCGACGACAGCGAGGCCGUUAACGCUAAAAUAGGCUCGUCGAUGGCGAAUUUAACAGGAAUUUACGAUUUCUAUCCGCGAACGAGAAUCGUGGAUCGACCGAUCGGCACGCCGGUUACCAUUUACAAUGGCUUUGUUGCCGAGAAAGGAAAAACGUACGAUCAUCCACGAUGGAUAAACGAUGCCACAAACGGACAUUCACGUUUGUUAACUCCCAAAAACCAAGUGAACGACCAAAAUUAUAAUCUACGAGCGGCGCAACAAAUUUUCAUGGGCACCGAGGUCUCUGUGAAUUCGCCGCAAGCGACGAACUUGCCAACGAAGGUGUACGAUUUCAUUAUCGUUGGAGCUGGAUCGGCAGGAUGCGUCCUUGCAAAUAGACUAAGCGAAGUAAAACAUUGGAAGAUACUGUUAUUGGAAAGUGGCACGGAAGAACCAAUGGUAGCGGAUAUUCCGGCGUUCGCCUCUAUGUUACAAGCCAGCAAUAUCGAUUGGAUGUAUCGUACGCAACCGGAGCGACGCUCUUGUCGAUCGAGACGGGGUAAAAGUUGUGCGUGGCCAAGGGGCAAGGUGAUGGGUGGUUCCAGCAGUAUCAAUUAUAUGAUUUACAUUCGUGGUAAUCCGGCAGACUACAACGAAUGGGCGGAAGAUGGGAAUUACGGGUGGAGCUACGAAGAGGUUUUGCCAUAUUUUCUCAAAUCGGAAAAUAACAAGAAUCCAGAGGUCGUGAAGAAGAAUCCAUACUACCACCAAGAAGGAGGUUACCAGUCGGUAGAACGAUUUCCAUAUACCGACGUCAACACAGAGAUCCUGUUGAACGCCUGGCGAGAACUCGGCCACGAAUCGGUGGAUUCCAACGCGAAGAGCCAACUGGGCGUGAUGAAACUGCAAAUGACUUCUGCUCGUGGAAUGCGUCAAAGCACGAACAGCGCGUUCGUCAGACCCGUCAGACGCAGACGGAAGAAUCUGACGAUCGAAACCGAAGCUCACGUCACGAGAUUGUUGAUAGACGACGAAACAAAACGCGUGACCGGUGUCGAGUACGUUUCGACAGCCACGAGAUUUACAAGGUCGGUUUCGGCUAGGAAAGAGGUGAUUCUGUCAGCCGGCGCGAUCAAUUCGCCUAAAAUUCUGAUGCUCUCUGGAAUUGGUCCAACGGAAGAGUUGAGGAAACACGGCAUCGCAGUGGUCAGCGACUUACCAGUUGGAAGGAAUCUUCAAGAUCACGUGACGAUGGAUGGCGUUGUGAUUGCGCUAAACGUUACUUCGACGAGUAAAGACAACGAUUUGAAAGAAAAUGACAUUUUUUAUUACGAGAAAACCCAGAUGGGACCACUGUCCGCCGCCGGAGCCAUUACCUGUGGCGUCUUCCUGCAGACGAUUUCUCAACGCGAGUACGAUCUACCGAACAUACAGUAUACGUUCGAUGCCAGCAAUCAACAGGACUAUCUGAAAGAUCCCGAGGAAUAUCGCGAAACAGCGGUCGAACCGCUGUCCUAUUACGACGCUAUUAACGUUAGACCGAUUUUAUUGUCGCCAAAGAGCAGAGGAUAUAUACUGUUGAACGAUACCGAUCCGUUGUGGGGACCACCGUUGAUCUAUCCCGGAUAUUUUACCAGCUAUCCCGACGCGGAUGUAUUGGUCGAAGGAGUAGAAGCUGCUUUAGAGUUGUUUCGUACGGACUCGUUUCAAAAAUAUGGUUUCCGGCUGAUCGAUACACCUCUGCCUUCGUGUAGACAUUUCGUAUUCGCUACGAAGGAUUACUGGAAGUGCGUGAUGAUGGAGUACACGGCAACGAUCUAUCAUCCGGUAGGUUCGUGUAAAAUGGGGCCAGAUUGGGAUCCCGACGCGGUCGUAGAUCCCAUGUUAAGGGUAUACGGAGUUAGCGGGCUGAGGGUCGUCGACGCUUCGAUAAUGCCAAAGAUCGUUAGGGGGAACACGAACGCGCCUACUAUCAUGAUCGCGGAGAAAGCCAGCGAUAUGAUCAAAGAGGACUGGUUGCAUGAUAAAAAGUUUGUCUAGGGCGACACCAUCUAAAGUGAAUAUAGCAACGUUCGCGGAAACAAACAACUUUGAAUUUUACGAGUAGCGAGGCUUUGUUAGCGUUUCUACGUUGAAACGAGGAAUUCUUUUCGGGGUAGAACAAAUUUAUAGCGUUUAUAUCUAAAUCAAUACAACGAAUAGAUGGCGGAACUAUUUUUAGAGUAAAAGUUGGCACGAAAUAUUAGUUUAGAAUUUAGAACAUGGAUUGCUCGAUGAAAAACAACGAUUACUUUCGGAAACAUACUAUAGAAAAAUCCGCAUAUAAACGUACGUUCCUGUACAAGUAUUUCUUAUCGUAUUAGGUUGUCCGGAAAGUAUCUUUCUGUGAAAUGUCGCGGUGUUUAUCUCGACAGAACAAAAUGGAUUGUACGUAAUUCGACAAAAUAAUAUAAAAGAAAAAACGUUGUGCGUCUAUUACACUUCCUCAUGAAACGAAAGAAACUUUUCGAACAACCUAAUAUCUCAUCAAGUAUUGAUAUUUCUUACGACAUAACGUAGGUUAAUGUAAUUCGCGGUUAGAGGUCUCACCGCGUAACAUAUUAUGCGUAACGACACAGAGAAAGUAUAUAAUUACUAGUUAGAAAU
Molecule: messenger RNA, 4660 nt
Organism: Bombus pyrosoma
Lineage: Eukaryota; Metazoa; Arthropoda; Insecta; Hymenoptera; Apidae
Product: glucose dehydrogenase [FAD, quinone]-like
Exons: 5
Coding region: 1670-4054 (794 amino acids)
Molecular function (GO): flavin adenine dinucleotide binding; oxidoreductase activity, acting on CH-OH group of donors
Source: RefSeq, a predicted model, not a curated record